AUAGCGUCGAAAUAAGUGGAGCUGCUACACACAAAAAAAAGGAUAGAGCAAGAAACGAUAAAAAGGGGCGUAUCCAAGAUGCACAUCGCUAUAGAUGGGUGCGCUCAUGGGGCCUUGGAAGAGACAUACGCCGCCAUUGCCGAGUGUCAGGCGCAAACGGGCCAGAAAAUCGAUCUCUUGUUGUGUUGCGGCGAUUUUCAAUCCGUCCGCAAUCUCCGGGAUCUUCUAUGUAUGGCGAGACCCGACAAGUACAAGGACAUGUGCUCGUUCUACAAGUACUACUCGGGCGAAAAAGUGGCGCCGAUCCUUACCCUCUUCAUUGGCGGCAAUCAUGAAGCCAGUAAUGUCUUGCAAGAACUACCCUAUGGGGGUUGGGUGGCGCCCAAUAUCUACUAUCUAGGUUAUGCCGGGGUUUUGAAUGUGGGCGGGGUGCGGAUUGGCGGAUUAUCCGGGAUUUUUAAGCCGGAUAACUACCUCAGGGGCCACUUUGAACGUCCGCCUUACAACAUGUCGACUUUGCGGAGCGCUUAUCACAUUCGUAAUUUGGAGGUGUUUCGGAUGAAACAAUUGGCUCCGGAUCCGCCUCAGAUUGUUAUGAGCCAUGACUGGCCCGAGGGUGUGGAUAAAUUCGGCAAUCUGGAAGGGCUGCUCGACUUGAAACCGCAUUUUAGAGAUCAAAGCGAUGAACAUCGAUUAGGCUCGCCCCCCACACGCGAGGUUUUGGAUAUCGUUCAACCCGAAUAUUGGUUCUCCGCUCACCUGCAUUGCAAAUACGCGGCCGUAAUCGAGCAUGAUGGCGGUCGAAACACCAAAUUCCUGUCCUUGGAUAAGUGCUCAAGUGGGUCACCCUUUCUCCAGAUUUUGACCGUAGGUGCCGAAAUCGAGAGCGGAGAGGUGUCCUUGGAGUACGAUCCCGCUUGGUUGGCUAUUCUGAAGUCUACCAAUCAUUUACUAUCUGUGAAUCGACGAACCCAUUACAUGCCUGGGCCGGAUUCCGAUGAACGGUACGAUUUCCAACCUACGUCCCAAGAAAUUCAGGAAGUGGAACGCCUGUUUGAAGGAGAUUUCCGGGUCCCGAGGAAUUUUCAAAAGUCCGUGCCAGCGUUUGAUCCUAAACGCGAAAGUAUUCAAGAUUUGUAUCAUCUCAAGCAGUCUCAAUUCGAGCUCAACCUUGACACAGUGGCAUUCACGGAGAAGCUUCAGAUCGCCAAUCCGGUGACCAUGUUGAUGUCCGAAUCAGAAGUACGAAAGCAAUUGGAAGUCCCCAAGGAAUAUACUCCAUUACAAUUAGUCAGCACCAGACUCCUUUCGAGAACCAUGGUGCCAACGACUGACGAUGUUUGAAAUGUCAAGAAGGAUUAUCGUCAAUUCUGUAUUUGUUAAUCGUUGAUGGUCAGGGGCAGGGUGCUCGACGAAAGCCACGUUGAACUUUUAAGUUGUUUUACUCGCAUCAAGAUGAAUAUAUCUUUGAGCCAUUCGAAUUGAGACUGAAAAAUCAAAAUUACUCAUUACUAGACAUCGAGGAAGAAAGUUAAAACGUGAAAAAAAAAACUUUUUAACCUUUUUUUUCUAAAUUGUGCCUAAAAGCGGAGACUAGUAGGUGCUUCAAACGACCUUUUCCCAUUUGAAACAGUUUUUUG
This is a messenger RNA of Tigriopus californicus, 1640 nucleotides long. Its product is annotated as lariat debranching enzyme-like. NCBI's taxonomy places the organism in Eukaryota, Metazoa, Arthropoda, Copepoda, Harpacticoida, Harpacticidae. Gene Ontology annotation, cellular component: nucleus. The coding region runs from base 79 to 1344 and encodes 421 amino acids. The record is from RefSeq and is a predicted model, not a curated record. Gene Ontology annotation, molecular function: RNA lariat debranching enzyme activity. The transcript is spliced from 2 exons. Gene Ontology annotation, biological process: mRNA splicing, via spliceosome.